Chilo suppressalis (striped riceborer) is the source of this 2014-nucleotide messenger RNA. NCBI's taxonomy places the organism in Eukaryota, Metazoa, Arthropoda, Insecta, Lepidoptera, Crambidae. The record is from the annotation of a GenBank genome assembly.
GGAUCGAAGCACGACUAUAAAACCCUUGUGUAAAAUUCAUUAGUAAAGUAAACCUACAGUUCAAGUCGAAUAAACUACCCGCGUUUAACAUUUCCAAAUGGCGCCGAAAUUGGCUUGUGCGUUAGUCGCAUAUUGGCUGUUUUAUGUUCUAGUUUCCAUGGAGUGUUCUAUUGUAAAGCCUAAUAAUAUUCCUAGAAUUGGCAGGAGCGAUGAAAGUGCCGGACCUUUUGACCAAAACUCCAUGGGAUACGUAAUAAAAACAAAUAAAAACAUCCCACGAAUGGGGAGAAGGAAUUACGAUUCGGUAAGUUGAUAAAGUAAGAGGUAGUAACCUAUGAAGUUUUCUUUGGCGCAAAAUAUACAUGGACGUUUAGUGCUUGGCAUUUGGAUGUCGCUUGGUGCUAUUGAGUGGCUACGCUCAAUAGCAAAUACCUAUACAUCGUAAUUUGUAAGAGCUCCGUUGGUGUAACUAUAUAAGCACCCAGAGAAAUAACAGCAAGCAAGCACGGACCUGAAAAAAAGUCGGUCAAAAAGUUCUUUUUUCAGGUCCGUGCAAGCAAGUUACGAUUUCGGGAGUCCAAGUCUACAGCUUAUUUUUAGUUAGAUUUCGUUUCCGUAACGCGGCUCGUUACGACAUCCCAAAGUUUUACCAGUUACCAGGGGAAAAUUAUGUUCAAUAUGGAGAAGAUCGAUUAGCUGAAUAUAAUCAAGAUGAAAGUUUUCCAUUUGGUGAUCGUUAUGAAGCUAAGAAGAAAUAACUCCUACGUAAAACUACGCUCAAAAAAUAUCUACUGCCUUGAAUUUACGGACAUUAAAUGAAUUACAUUCUAGUCAUUGCUAAAGUUACGUGUAGUUUUUUGAUAUUUCAAUAAAAUUUGCAUUGCAAGGAUUGAAUUAUUUGAAACUGAAGCGUGUAACCUGAGAAUAAUAAUUACGUGAAACGAAGCGAUUUAUAAGCUGUCAAGUGUCAAAAUAAGUGAAAUGUCACAGUUGUAAGCCGCCGACAUUGGAGAGCCACAACACAUUAUUGUUUUCUCACUCGUUCUCAGUAAGAAGUGAAUCUUUUGUCUCUGUUGCGUGUAAGUAUGACACUAGUUCGAUUUAGUAGCGUUAUUCCAAAAUAAUUUUUAUUCCACUCUGUUGUGGAAGAAAAACAUAUUAUUUGAGACUUUUACAUCUAAAUUCAUCGUGAAAUUAAAUUAGUUUCGAAAUGGUGCUAACUGCGGACUUAACAUUGCCCGAAGAAUCGGAACUUACUGUUCCUGAGGUGAAUUUAUCUACAGCUACUUUGUUUGCUGGGUCUUUUCAUCUAGGGAAAUAUUGUGAACAAGCUAAUAAUGAAUUUAUGCUUUGUCGGAUGGAGGAAAAUGACCCGCGUAAGUGCAUCAACGAGGGCAAGGUAGUCACUGCUUGCACAAUGGAAUUCUUCAGGAAAGUGAAGAACUCUUGUAUGAGCGAAUUCAACCAAUAUGCAAACUGUGUGGACAAGAGUUCUGGUGAUUACAGCUUAACAAAAUGUCGCAAAACUCAAGGAGUGUAUGAUAACUGCAUGCUGGAGAAACUGAACAUAGAGAGACCUAAGUUUGGUUAUUUCUGUGAAGCUCGUGUCCAUGAUACUAAGAGACCGAAGCCACCUGUGGAGCCAAAGGCGGUUUAUCCGGACGCGACCCCAGCGUUGCCUGACGACAGGGAGAAGGUGCCUGCGCGCUUCGGGUCACGUUUCUACUGGAUGACCGAGUAAAUCAGAUUUACAAAUUUCCAUUCAGCAACAGAACAUCUGUACAUGUUAAUAGUAACAUAUUGAAUUUCCGGUAAUCAUUUAACUGUUCAGUUUCCAAUUUAUCUGGAAUCUUUUUAAUGUAUUUAUUUUUGAAAAUGUUAUUGGUUCUAAGGAUAAUAAGAAAAAUAGAGACUAAGUAGGUAUAUUGUAAGCAAACUAUUUUAAUUCAAUCAUGUUUAUCGUUUCUGUAAUAUGUUACUUUAUGCAUCAAUAAAACUAUAUAAAUGUGUAGAC